This is a messenger RNA of Phyllopteryx taeniolatus (common seadragon), 3037 nucleotides long. RefSeq names its product epsin-1-like. Gene Ontology annotation, cellular component: clathrin vesicle coat; endosome; plasma membrane. Gene Ontology annotation, biological process: endocytosis. The coding region runs from base 247 to 2337 and encodes 696 amino acids. Gene Ontology annotation, molecular function: phospholipid binding; clathrin binding. The transcript is spliced from 10 exons. The record is from RefSeq and is a predicted model, not a curated record. NCBI's taxonomy places the organism in Eukaryota, Metazoa, Chordata, Actinopteri, Syngnathiformes, Syngnathidae.
GCCUUUCCACCGAUGUACUUUCCAGUCGACAGGGGGCGCUAAUGCUCGUCAACCCUGGUUGCCCAACCGCCAAUUGCUUCAACUCAAAAACACGAACAAGAAUAAAAUCCUCUUCGGAUGCAGUUUGUGUCGACUCCUUGUUGCAGCGUUGAGGAGCAGAAGAGGUCAAGCACGAUGAGCCAGUAAGCUGCACUCGAGCUACAUUAGCAUCCUUAGCACAGCAGGACAUCACUCACAGCAGGCACCAUGACGUCCUCCAUGCUGCGCAGACAGCUGAAGAACCUGGUCCAGAACUACUCUGAGGCCGAGGUCAAGGUUCGAGAAGCCACGUCCAACGACCCGUGGGGCCCGUCCAGCUCGCAGAUGGCCGACAUCUCGGACCUGACUUACAACGUGGUGGCCUGCAACGAGAUCAUGACCAUGCUGUGGAAGAGGCUCAAGGACGACAGGAAUUGGAGGCACAUCCACAAGUCGCUGACUCUGCUGGAGUACUUGCUGAAGACGGGCGACGACCGUGUGCUCCUCAAGAUGAAGGACAACAUCUACAUCGUCAAAGCGCUCACGGAGUACCGCUUUGUGGAGAAAGACGGCAAAGACCAGGGUACAAACGUGCGAGAGAAGGCCAAAGUUGUUCUGGUCCUGAUGGAGGACGACGACAAACUCAAGGAGGAGCGAGACUUUGCUGUCAUGACCCGAGAGAAGACGUCCAAAGGUUCCGCAGCCUCGUCCUCGGACGCCGUCAAGGACCCCAACUACAAGCCGUGCUACGUUCCCGGCACCUCGGGGCUCCCGUCCCUGGACAACAUUCCCUCAGUGGCCGACCUGACCGCUUCCUUCGCCGCACGCAAGGAGGAACGCGUCAAGCAGGAAGAGCAGAAGAAGGAGGUGGAACGGAGGGCCAAAAUGUCCGAAGAUGAGCUGAAAUGGGAAGAUGCUGGAAAAGGAAACGGCGUUGUGGAUCAGGCCUGGGGAGGAGCGAAGAAGGAGGAGGAGGAGGAGGAGGAUGUCAAGCCAGAGCCCUGGGGGGUCCCCAAGGCGGACCCUUGGGGUGCACCCUCCAGGCCCGAUGCAUCAGAUUCAGGUCCUGCUAAAACAGAUGAUUAUUCUUUGGAGUCUCCAAGCGCUCAGGUUUUCGGCGACAAAGAUGAACCCUGUGAUCCAUUUAAAGCACAAACAGAUACACAAGAUGCCUUUGUGGCCCAAAAUGACGCCCCAAAACAUACAGGCUCCUUUGAAGACCAACCCAAAAACCAAGAAGAUCCCUUUAGUUCUUCUAAUAAUGACCCAUUUAACACCCCAAAAGAUGACCCGUUUAACACAGCUAAAGGUGACCCGUUUAACGCCCCAAAAGACGAUCCCUUCAACACACCAAAAGAUGAUGCGUUCAACGCCCCAAAACAAGACCCAUUCAAUGCCGAAAAAGACGAUCCCUUUAAUGCCCCCAAAGAUGACCCGUUUAACGCCUCAAAAGAUGACCCAUUAAAUGCACUCCAAGACGACCCAUUUAACACCCCGAAAGAUGACCCGUUUAAUGCACCCAAAGACGACCCGUUUAACACCCCGAAGGAUGACCCCUUCAACUCCCCCGAAGACGACCCAUUUAAUGCACCCAUAGACGACCCAUUUAACACCCCGAAAGGCGACCCCUUCAAUACCCCAGAAGACAAGUUCAAUGCCCCCAAGGAUGAUCCAUUUAACACCCCUAAGGAUGACCCGUUCAACACCCCAAAAGACGACUCAUUUAACAACCCAAAAGAUGACCCCUUCGGCACUCCAAAUGACUCCUUCAACGCCGCAAAUGAUGAGCCAUUUGUAGCCUCUCUAGUAUCAACUUCCUGUGAAGAAAGUCCACCUGCCGCCCCCACCGCACCCCCGAAAGACGACCCCUUCGGCACCCCGGAAGACGACCCCUUCUCAGCACCUGCUGCAGAAGCUGACGAAACAGCGGCCCAUAAGGACGACCCUUUUUCCGCCCCGUCCGACGAGGACCCCUUUUCUGCCCCCCCGACGAGCCGUAAAGACUCCCCCUUCGAAGAAGAAGGCCGGGCAUCGGAUCCCUUCGCCGCGCCCCCGCUGAACUUGUCCCAAAGCGAGGGAGACGCGUGGGGGGCUCCCUCCGGCUCGGCACCCCCCGCUGGCUCGGACCCGUGGGGCGGCGGCGCAUCUUCGCCAGUUGACAAUUGUGACCCGUUCGGGGACGCCACCAAAGCCCAAAGUGACCCAUGGGGGUCGCCAGGUUCUGCUGAUGCAAAAGAUGCCUGGGGUGCAUGCUCCUCCGCUCCCAGUGACCCUUUCGGAGACUCGAAAAGCAGAGGAGGCAAAGAAAACUCCUUCUAGAAUCUUGACUGGAUCAGAGGAGGCGUGUACAAACUACAAAGAUGGCGUUCUUUUUCGUGCUGGGCGGCGGGGGCUCCUGGACUUGGUCCACCUGAAAACUGCGCCCCCUUCCCAGCAUGCCCAGCGUACCACCCCCCACCCCGGGGCCUAGACCACCCCACCCCCACCCCCAGGCCCGCCCCCUACGAAGGAGAGCUAGUCCUAGCGCACGGAUGCUUGAUGAGCGCUGCGAUGGUUUCUAUGGUUACGGUCAAGCAGGGAGUGGUGGCGGCAGUGCCACUCACGGACAUUAAUCAUCAAUUUGUUUGGCUCCUCCCUCUCUCCUAGUGCUAUUGUUGUUGUGCGUGCGUGUAGUUGUUUCUUCACGUGUUGAAGUUGUGUAGCUGUUAGCAUUAGCAUUGGGCUAACUCUUCGACCCCUCCCUGCUGUGACUAAGCAUCCACAAAAUGGUGGCAUGACUGAACCGCGUUUACAUUUUGGACACAUGUACACACGCAUGCACAAGCACAUGUACAUACAUACACACACCUUCACACACAUUCACACGUAGAUUCAUGUUCACACGCACACAUGCACGCACACACACUUGGUAGCAAAUUUGUGUAGAUGCAUGUGUCCAACAAAACGAGUGUUGUAAUUAUUGAGUGUGUGCGUGCUGCUGUAAUCACACAUAAACCUUACAGUAAAAUGGAAAAUACAA